This is a messenger RNA of Dryobates pubescens (Downy woodpecker), 2771 nucleotides long. It is a transcript of the gene PDE1C, whose product is annotated as phosphodiesterase 1C. Bases 320 to 2512 code for a protein of 730 amino acids. The record is from RefSeq and is a predicted model, not a curated record. Gene Ontology annotation, molecular function: 3',5'-cyclic-nucleotide phosphodiesterase activity. NCBI's taxonomy places the organism in Eukaryota, Metazoa, Chordata, Aves, Piciformes, Picidae. Gene Ontology annotation, biological process: signal transduction. The transcript is spliced from 19 exons.
GAGUCGCUCACUUUCUGUGAUUUACCCUUCCUUUUCUCUCUCUUUUUCUAAAUGGUUUGGCUUGGUUGGGUUUUUAAUCAGACGCAGCCUUUCUCCAAUAGCCUGUUCUCCCUUGCGCGCCUGUGUUUGUGUGUGUGUGCGGGAGAGAGGGAGGCAGAGAGAGAAGCUGUGCCUGGGCUAUGCUGACAGACGACUUUUUCCUCAGUUGUCAGGUUUUGAGCCUGUCGGCAGCGCUGCUGCGUUAAAGGUGGAGCGUGUGCAUGUGCUGGGGGCAGCAUCCAUCCUCGCUGAGCUUUAACCAAAGCCGUAACCUGCAGCUAUGGAGUCACCGACUAAGGAAAUCGAAGAAUUUGAGAGCAACUCACUGAAAUACCUGCAGCCAGAGCAAAUAGAGAAAAUCUGGCUUCGUCUCCGAGGCUUGAGAAAAUACAAGAAAACAUCACAGAGACUGCGGUCUUUGGUAAAGCAGUUAGAAAGAGGGGAAGCUUCAGUUGUAGACCUGAAGAAGAAUUUGGAAUAUGCUGCAACUGUUCUCGAGUCAGUAUACAUUGAUGAAACCAGGCGUUUACUGGACACAGAAGAUGAGCUCAGUGAUAUCCAGUCUGACUCUGUACCCUCCGAGGUCCGGGACUGGUUGGCUUCUACCUUCACGCGGCAAAUGGGGAUGAUGCUCAAAAGGACAGAGGAAAAACCCCGGUUCAGGAGUAUUGUCCAUGCAGUACAAGCUGGGAUAUUUGUGGAAAGAAUGUACAGACGGACUUCAAAUAUGGUUGGUUUGAGCUACCCACCAGCUGUAAUUGGAGUGCUAAAGAAUGUAGACAAGUGGUCCUUUGAUGUAUUUGCACUAAAUGAUGCCAGUGGGGAUCAUGCACUGAAAUUCAUUUUCUAUGAACUCCUCACACGCUAUGAUCUGAUCAACCGUUUCAAGAUCCCCAUUUCUGCCCUGGUGUCCUUUGUGGAAGCUCUGGAGGUUGGCUACAGCAAACACAAAAAUCCCUAUCACAACCUAAUGCACGCUGCAGAUGUGACACAGACAGUCCAUUACCUCCUUUUCAAGACAGGUGUAGUGCACUGGCUGACAGAGCUGGAGAUCUUCGCUAUGAUCUUUGCAGCUGCCAUCCAUGACUAUGAGCACACUGGAACCACCAAUAACUUUCACAUCCAGACACGGUCAGACUCAGCCAUUCUAUACAAUGACCGAUCCGUGCUUGAAAAUCACCACGUUAGUGCAGCGUAUCGUCUGUUGCAAGAUGAUGAGGAGAUGAAUAUUUUAUCUAAUCUCUCAAAGGAUGACUGGAGGGAAUUCAGAGCUCUAGUAAUUGAGAUGGUGUUGGCCACGGAUAUGUCCUGUCACUUCCAGCAAAUCAAAGCCAUGAAGAAUGCUUUGCAGCAGCCAGAAGGAAUUGACAAGCCGAAAGCCUUAUCACUGUUGUUGCAUACAGCAGAUAUCAGUCAUCCAGCCAAGGCCUGGGAUCUCCAUCAUCGCUGGACCAUGUCUCUGCUAGAGGAGUUCUUCAGACAGGGUGACAAAGAAGCAGAACUAGGGCUUCCCUUCUCUCCACUGUGUGAUCGCAAGUCUACUAUGGUUGCUCAGUCUCAAAUAGGUUUCAUUGAUUUCAUUGUGGAACCCACUUUUACUGUGCUGACUGACAUGACCGAGAAGAUUGUGACUCCACUCAUAGAUGAAGCUUCCCGCUCUGGCAUGUCUGGGUUCAGGCGUUCCAGUCUGAAUAGUAUUAGUCCCUCUGAAGUUAAACGAUCAAGUGUCAAGAGCACUGGGUCCGAAGGAAGUGCCUCACACAACUGCUCCAUACUCACUGUGGACUUCAAAUGUUUUAAAGCCACCUGGACUGAGGUGGUGCAGCAGAACCGGGAGAAAUGGAAAGCGCAAGCCACCAAAGAAGAAAAAGCUAAGAAAGAAGCAGAAGAAAAUGCUUAUCAGGGAACAGAUGAAAAGAAAACAGAUGAGAAGGAUGAGAAGAAGCCAGCUGAAGAUUCUACAGCAGCAAACACAGAGAACAUCAGAGAACCAAAUCCUAGUGAAAACAAAAGUGCAGAUUCCAGUAAGAAUCAUGUAAGUGGGACUCGGCAAACUGGGGUGAACAAACAUGAAGCCUCUCAAGGGAAAAAUGCACCUAGGACAGAUAAGGGAGAGGACUCUCAUCAUCCACUUGGAGAACAGAAGCAGCAUGUCCAUAAUGGUGAAUUAAAGGAAGAAAAUAAGUUGGACAAAAAAGAUCAAUCCAAUGUGGGGGAUGAAUCAAAGAAAGCAGAUGGUCCAGCACGACGUUCAGCUGACUUACCAGGCUCUGGCUCCUCGGCAAACCACCUUACAUUGCCAGCCAUCAAACCUCAGUUGCAUCACCUCAGGAGGCCUAUUCACAGCUCAGGAGACUAUUUUCCAGCCUUCCACAAGAAAUCAGAGGAAAAUUCACUGAGAUAUAAACUGCUUGACCAGAGAGGAAGGAUGAGUAAGAUCCAACAUAUUUCCCAGAGCUGGAACAGGAAAUAGCAGAAGAGAUAAAGAGGCAUUGCCUGGAAUGAUGCUCCUCAUGGGCAGAUGGAGGACAUUGUGUGACCAUUGCACAGGCCAUACUGCAUUGUACAGCAGCUGCACUUCUAGAUAAAAGCAAGUGUAUGAUUUAGCUAAAAAAUUAGAAUGGACUCUUCGUUAAAAUAUUCUCAGUUGUGAAUUCACAGUCUGCUGCACACCAUAGGUUUGUAGCUAUGUCUGACAUCAAACUCCACCAGCCUAAAUCAAAUGCAAUGAA